Cyprinodon variegatus (sheepshead minnow) is the source of this 2009-nucleotide messenger RNA. It is a transcript of the gene tmem25, whose product is annotated as transmembrane protein 25. The transcript is spliced from 9 exons. NCBI's taxonomy places the organism in Eukaryota, Metazoa, Chordata, Actinopteri, Cyprinodontiformes, Cyprinodontidae. Gene Ontology annotation, biological process: negative regulation of excitatory postsynaptic potential. The record is from RefSeq and is a predicted model, not a curated record. Bases 393 to 1547 code for a protein of 384 amino acids.
UGUCCCUCUCUCACCUCUUCCUACACAGCCUCUCUCUCUGUACAUCAUCUCCUCUUUCUCCCUCUCUUCUGCUUCCUAUUUCCCAUCCCCUUUCUCUCCUCUCAGAGUGGCGACAACAUGACUGCCUGCGUCAGCCAGCCCCCUUCCAACCAGUGAGCGCUUGCUGCUGGAGGUUGCUGUAUCCUGCAGAGAGCCAAAUGUGUGUGUGUGUGUAAUAGUAUGAGCGUACGCAGAUGGGAAAACAAGUGAGUCAGGAAGGGCUGCCUCUCAUCACCAUCUUUCCCUCCUCUCCUCCUUCUCUGGCAUGGAGCUCCAGCGGAGUGAAUCCAGACCAGAUCUGCACAAAGGGCUGAGCAGGUAGAUGUUUUUGAGUGUGUGCCGCUCCGGCCAGGAUGGAGAGUGUGUGUCUGAGGACAUGGACGUCAGGCUCUGCUGUUGUGUUCUUCAACACACUGGCCCUGUCCUGGGCAGGUGCUAUCGAACCUGCUCCUAAAAUCGAUGGGCGGCAGCAGGCAGCCGUGACACUUCAGGAGAACAUGACACACAGAUUCAACUGCCAAUCAGAUGGCUGGGAUCCUCGGGCCCCGCCCCUAUUGACCUGGUACCUGAAUGGGAAGCAGCAGACGGAGCCUUCACCGAACCGCGGCCGUCUGGUGAUGACGUCACAGAAGGACUCUGAGGUCUUGAGACCGGGGACCAAUAGCAACAGUAGCUUCACUCUACGGGCCAAGAAGUGGGACAGGGAGCUGGUGUGUGUGGCAUCCAACCCCCGGACAGGGGAAAGCUACAAUGCAACAGUCACGCUCAAUGUCCAGUUCCAGCCAGAGAUCCUCAGGGUAAACGCCCACUACAGUGAAACCUCAGACCCCGGCCUCUCCCUGGUCCUGUUCGCCUUGGUACGCUCCAACCCUCCUGCCACCAUCACUUUCGUGGACCAGUCAGGCCAGCUGGUGGCCAAUACAUCCGACUUCCUCAUCCUGGACUCUCGAAGCUACCCUUGGCUGACCAACCACACCCUGAGGGUCACACUGAGUAGUCUAUCAGGGAACCUAACAGUGAAUGCCAGCAACAGCGUGGGAAUGGCUCAGAGCAACCUCACACUGGCAGAGUUCCUGCAGUCUCGUGUGGAGGUUCCCAUGCUGGGGAUAGUUACUGGAGGAGCCAUGGCCUUCAUGGCCCUCCUCAUCCUCAGCCUGAUAGUUCUCUGCCUUAUGCAAAAAAACAAGAGCAAGAUCAUAGAUGAACCAGUGGAGAUUCUGAUGACCAAAAAAAGUGAAUCAGCAAACCUGAAGACGGACAGAGCAGAUAAGACCAACAUCCCCAGAGAGAACAUGUCUCUGCCUGCCAACAUGCAGCUCAACGACCUCAGCUCUCUGAGGAAAGCUCGAGAAGUUGCUCAGCAGAACAGCGUGGGAGAGGAGAAGAAAGAGGAAGAGGAGGAGGAAGAUCUGUCUUUAGCCUACGCAGCAAGAGGUUUUGCCAGGUAUCCAAUGGUUGGCUACAUCUAUAAGGUGAACAGCACCAGCAGUGAGGAAAUCUGGCUCUGACAGAUCAUCCAGCAACUCUCCCUACUGUUUGUGCAUGUAUACCUGCAUCUUACAAUGCAGCUGUCUGAGAGGAACCCCCACUCUGCAAGGCAACCACUGACCAGUUACCUUCAAGCUGGAACAAAGUUCAGAGGACAUCCUUGUUUUUAAAAACCGUCCCUCUACGAAUGCACAAAACAUACCCAUGAAUGUUUGUCGUACAGUAAAGCAGGUACUCAGGUGUUUGUGCUGCUGAUUUCUCGUCUCAUCAAAGCAAAUUUUCUCAUAUUGCUCAUCAUGUUGUCUCUUUGGUUGCAUUAAUGGAAUGUGUUUUAGGGUUCUUUACUAAAACCUGAAUGUUUAUUUGGUCAAAUGUAACCUGAAUGCGUUACUACAGAGUAUAGAACCGUUUCUUAACAUGCCACAUGUCCUGUCCUGUAUAUUUAUAUGCAUACAUGUAUAAAAGAGUCUAAUAAAGGUAUU